CCGGUUUUGCUCUACGCUCGGCGAGUUCGUCCAGUGCUGAGUUCGGCGGGUGCGGAGUUUACGGCUGUGCCGCUGCCCCAUCUUCCGUUGGAUCUGCCUGCGACGUCGUUGGGUCUCUUUGCAAGGAAAUAGAGCAGCAGCUGCCAUCAACUGCAAUUCCAUCACACAUUCAUGAUGUUUCCCUUGGCCAGAAAUGUAUUAAGUAGUCUCAAGAUUCGAAGAAUUCAGCAAAUUAGGUCAAGACAGAGCCACACAAAACACUCACCAGGUUUUCAUGACAAAUAUGGCAAUGCUGUAUUAGCCAGUGGCACCACUUUCUGUGUUGUUGCGUGGGUGUUUAUGGGCACACAGAUUGGAUGGAACCUGUCCCCUGUUGGCAGGGUUACCCCCAGAGAGUGGAAUGAUGAGUAACCAUCACAGUCACUGUAAUGCUGAAUUGUUUCAAAAUCAACUUACCUGUUAAGCACUCUGCUGCUCAUUUAAAUGAGCAUAAACUAAAUAAAAGUACAUUAAUAAUCUUUAAAAAGUCAUUGAAAAUAGUCAUUAUAGUGCCUGGA
Messenger RNA from Manis pentadactyla (Chinese pangolin), 557 nucleotides. RefSeq names its product cytochrome c oxidase subunit 7B2, mitochondrial. Lineage: Eukaryota; Metazoa; Chordata; Mammalia; Pholidota; Manidae. The record is from RefSeq and is a predicted model, not a curated record. The transcript has 2 exons. Gene Ontology annotation, biological process: mitochondrial electron transport, cytochrome c to oxygen. Bases 172 to 411 code for a protein of 79 amino acids.